AUGUCGGACGACUAUUAUGACGGUAACGGCUUCGAUUCGAACGAGAGGGAUGCUGCCCCACGGAGGACGGCGUCCAUGCCGCUACGACAGAGGAGAUCUGCCCAGUUUUCGCCCGUACGAUCGCAUUUCCGGAGGAGUGAUCAAUUUCAACGAUUGCGGGAGGAGGAUGAGGACGAGGACGACCACCACGGCCACGAAGGCAUUUAUAAUGAUAAUGAUCAUAACACUCAUACGAGGAGGUGGUCAGCUAAUAUUCCAUCCCGGACCUUGUCUGAUUCCGCGUCUCGGCGCCAAUCGCAGCAGAACCGUGUGAAGUUCUCUGCUGAGCUUUCACGCUGGCCCAGCCCCGUCUGGGAGGAAACGCCCACCCCCAUAGCGGCGGUGACAUCGACGACAGCGACAGCAUCAGCGCCUGGUGGGAAUCGACCUCUAGCCCCCGCUGGUCUCACUAUCAACACAAGCCACGAGCCGUCCGGUAUCCCUCCGUCCGGUUUGUCCCCUCAUCAUUCCCAGCCGACCUCUCCCCUUUCCCCGAAUCCACGGCCGUCAUCUCUGCCAUCAAGCAGUACAGACCCAACCGGUCAACCGCGAACACGAAGUCGAGGGUAUUCCCUUCGACGUGCCGUCUUCGCGAAGAAUAUAGCGCCGCAGAUGAGGUCAGAGGACGCAAACGUUAUCGAAUUGGGACAAGCAGGACACGAUCAGGGCUCCAAUUCCAACGAGAAACAACAAGCGACGUUGAAAUCGACACCGGAGGUCCAGUUCGGCCUGACUGAUGAGCAGAUAUCAACGUUUCAAUCCAAUUCCACGGAGCCUCUCAAGAGUGGGAAGCAUUUCCCUUUAUCUAUUGCCCAGGACACGUGGCGGAGUAAACGAGCGGCCAGUACUAUCUUGCUAGACCGCUUAAAGGACUUCUUUCAACCUAUCCGCAAUACUGUUCUUCGCAUUCGAGAGAUUCCCCCGAGUAAGGAUGGCCGUCACAUCCUCCUCAACCCACAUAAUACCACGCCCUUGAUCGAUGAGAGGACAGGGAAGCCCUAUAUUGGGAAUUCCAUCCGGUCCAGUCGCUACAGUUUCUGGAGUUUCUUUCCCCGUCAAUUCGUUGCGCAGUUCACCAAACUAGCGAACUUCUAUUUCCUUCUCGUUGCCAUCCUGCAAAUGAUACCCGGAUUGAGUACUACAGGUUCCUAUACGACCAUAGUUCCUUUACUGAUUUUCGUGAGCAUCUCUAUGGGGAAGGAGGGGUUCGAUGAUUGGCGUCGUUAUCGAUUAGAUCGAGAGGAGAAUAACCGCGUCGCUCGUGUCUUAUGCCCAGGAACUGGUGGGGUGGCCUCACUAAAUGACAGCUCGUCAACUUUGGGCGAUUCACACGACUGGGCUCCUGUCAAGUGGAAGGACAUCAAGGUUGGCGAUGUCAUCAAGCUAAACCGCGACGAAUCUGUUCCGGCUGAUAUCGUCUUAUUACACGCUAAUGGACCGAAUGGAGCGGCAUUCAUCGAGACAAUGGCUCUGGAUGGAGAAACCAAUCUCAAGAACAAGCAACCAUGCCAACCUGUGGCCAAGGUGUGUGCUACGGUGGAGGAUAUCUGUGACAAUCAGAUUGAUUUUUGCGUCGAGGACCCGAAUCUUGAUCUCUAUAAAUUCGAUGGGAAUGUAACCGUUGGUGAAGACAAGCUGCCGUUGACCAACUCGGAGGUCGUCUACCGCGGAAGUAUCCUGCGAAACACGGAGAGAGCUAUUGGGAUUGUUAUAUACACGGGCGAGGAAUGCAAGAUUCGAAUGAACGCCAACAAGAAUCCGCGGAUCAAGUCUCCCUCUCUUCAGUUUAAAGUGAACCGUGUGGUAGCACUGAUCGUGGCCAUCGUCCUUCUCAUGUCCGUAAUAUGUACCGUCGGCUACAGCUUCUGGGAGAGGAACGUUGAGAAUAAGUCGUGGUAUCUCGAGGAUGCAGAUGUCUCAUUUGGCCCUAUCUUCACUUCAUUCUUGAUCAUGUUCAACACCAUGAUUCCAAUCUCACUCUAUGUGAGUAUGGAGAUCGUCAAAGUCGUUCAGAUGUUCUUGAUGAAUGACAUCGACAUGUACGAUGAGGAGACGGAUACCCCUAUAGAGGCACGGACUUCAACAAUCAACGAAGAACUUGGCCAAGUCAGCUACAUCUUCUCAGACAAGACGGGUACUCUGACUAACAAUUCGAUGCGCUUUCGCAAGAUGAGCGUCGCCGGUACCGCGUGGCUCCAUGACUUGGAUCUUCUAGAAGAAGCUUCUAGGGAAGGAGACCAAACCAAGCUGAUCCAUAAGAUGAGGAAGGACAAGGGGAAGAAGGCCGUGGGCCACCGCCGCAUCAAGUCUAACAAUUCUGAUAGAGCGCCCAUCAUGGGUGCAGAUUCUGAUAACGAAUAUCCCAAGGAGAAAAAUUCUUUCCCCGAUGCUCGUACAACAGAUAUGCUGGAGUAUAUCCAGCGCAAGCCUUACACCGUCUUCGCGAGAAAAGCGAAGUUAUUGCUACUGGCCAUGGCUAUAUGCCACACCUGCCUUCCAGAGCAAGAUAAGAGUGGGGAGAUAUCCUACCAGGCUGCUUCCCCAGAUGAGCUAGCCUUGGUUACGGCCGCAAAGGAUUUGGGCUACCUUGUUAUAGAUCGACAGCCAGAUACGUUGCGGAUCAGGACGUAUCCCAACGGGCCGGACGAGGAACCGGAGGAAGAGGUUUACGAGAUCUUGAACAUCAUCGAGUUCUCGAGCGCACGAAAACGGAUGUCCGUCGUCGUUCGCAUGCCCGAUCAGCGCAUUUGCAUUUUCUGUAAGGGUGCUGAUACCAUCCUCACACAACUGCUCAAACGGAAGCCGCUUGCACAGCAGAAAGUGAAGGAUAUCGAGAGGCGAGCUAGCAAACGGAAGAUAGCCGAAGCCGCUGAAGUGAUUAGACGUAACAGUGAGCACCAAAGUCGGAUCGAUGGACGAACCAGCUUCAGUCGGCCCAGUUUCAGCCGCACUCGGCCCAGUAUCUCAGGAAGACGUUCGAGUGUCUCCGGCCAUCGGGAGACGGUACGGAAUAGCGUCGACAUUUGGCUUCGUGAUCGCGAGACGGACGGGGGCAUGUUGCACAGAGACAGUGAUGUGGAGGAGUAUUACAACUCCCGACCAUCGGGUGCUUGGCGACGGUCGGCUGCCUUCUCGGAUUCGGACGACUCUACCCAAGAGGAAGGAGAGAGUGAAUUCGAGGAAGAUCUUGUUGAUGAGGCGUUGGUUGUGAACGAAGCCGCCGUGUUUGAGCGGUGUUACCAGCAUCUGAACGACUUUGCUGAAGACGGUCUGCGAACGCUUAUGUACACUCACCGGUUUCUGGACGAGGCAACAUAUAACAGCUGGAAGGCGGCAUACCAUGAAGCUUCUACCAGCCUUGUGGAUCGGCAGGACAAAAUGGAGAAGGUCGGUGAGCAAAUUGAGGUUCAGCUGGAGUUAACCGGUGCCACUGCCAUUGAAGAUAGGCUGCAAAAGGGUGUUCCCGAGGCUAUUGACAAGCUGAGGCGAGCGAAUAUCAAACUGUGGAUGUUGACGGGUGACAAGCGGGAGACAGCCAUCAACAUUGGUCACUCGUGUCGUCUGGUGAAGGACUACUCUACCCUUGUCAUCAUCGACCAUGAGACUGGCAAUGUGGAACAUCCCAUCCUCCAGCUGACAGCAGACAUCAACAAUGGCAUCGUUGCGCACUCUGUUGCCGUGGUUGAUGGGCAGACAUUGUCUGUAAUCGAAGCAGAUGAGGUUUUGAGGGAACAAUUCUUCAGACUUGCCGUCCUGGUUGAUUCGGUCAUCUGUUGUCGCGCGAGUCCCAAACAGAAAGCGUUCCUGGUCAAAACCAUUCGGAAGCAUGUCAACGACGCGAUCACGCUUGCCAUUGGUGAUGGCGCCAACGAUAUUGCCAUGAUUCAGGAGGCCCAUGUCGGCAUAGGUAUUACGGGUAAAGAAGGAAUGCAAGCUGCCAGGAUCUCAGACUAUUCUAUUGCGCAGUUUAGGUUCCUUCUGAAGUUGCUCUUGGUACACGGGCGGUGGAACUAUAUUCGCGUUUGCAAGUAUACACUCGGAACGUUUUGGAAAGAGACCCUGUUUUAUCUAACCCAAGCUUUCUACCAACGCUGGAACGGGUACACGGGAACGAGUUUGUACGAGCCGUGGAGUUUAAGUAUGUUUAAUACACUUUUUACGUCUCUACCGGUCAUUUUCCUCGGAAUCUUCGAAAAGGAUCUAGCAGCAUCCACUCUCCUCGCUGUUCCAGAACUGUACAACAAGGGCCAGCGCCAUUCUGGGUUCAAUAUCCGCGUGUAUCUCGGGUGGGCAUUCAUGGCUACCUGCGAAUCAGUGAUAAUCUUCUUCACCAUGCUCGGCUUGUAUGGAUACGGUGCCGUCAUCAACAAAACAGACGAUAUUUACUCCAUGGGUCUCUUAUGCUUCACUGCCUGCAUUACCGUGAUCAACCUCAAGCUCCAAGCCAUCGAAAUAUACAACAAAUCCCUUAUGUGCCUUAUCGUCAUCCUGAUCUCUGUCGGCGGUUGGUUCCUCUGGAACAUAUUCCUCGAUCUGAAAUACAGCUUCGGGGCGGGCAAUGGAAUCUACCAUGUCCUAGGCAAUUUCUUCAACGAAACGGGCCGCAAUUUCACGUUCUGGAUUGUCCUAUUCCUGGCCGCCUCUGCCGUCAUACUCUUCGAAAUCGCAACAGCCGCCAUCCGAGCAUUCCUAUUCCCCACGGACGUGGACAUCUUCCAAGAAUACGAGCAGGACCUGGAAAUCCGCAAGAGAUUCGAAGAAGCUGCCGCGUCCGAACUACAGAAAGGCUGGCAUAAUCAUGAAAGGGAGAGGGAGCGGCUCAAGCGGAAACUGAAGUGGAAACAGAAGCGGCAGAAUAAUGCCAAUGGCAACAAUACUCCGAUCCAGGUUGAGUUCCAGUCGCAGAUACCGAAGAGAGAUCCUUCUGCCGGCUUCGAACGAACGACCGCCGACACCUCGGCUGAAGCCGGUGAAAGACAAGUACAGAAGCAUCUCUCCAGGCCUAGAGUCAUGACGCCCGUCCAUCACCACAGACCCAGCGCAGCAGAGCAAUCGGGCUAUGCGCAGAUGGACGAGGUCGAGCUUGACGGAUACACGGGUGUCGGAGUUGGCCCUCCCAUUCGGGACGAGGAGUACGGCGCGAUUGACGGUGAAGCCGAUGGGGAAGUUCCCAUGGCCCCCAGACGGACAGAAACUGACGAUGCGAACGAGCUAUUUAGACAAGGAUUUGGAUCCAUUCGGAGGGGACACAUGAUUGUUGCUGGUUCGGAGUACCUCAAAAAGCAAUAA
Molecule: messenger RNA, 5328 nt
Organism: Monascus purpureus
Lineage: Eukaryota; Fungi; Ascomycota; Eurotiomycetes; Eurotiales; Aspergillaceae
Source: the annotation of a GenBank genome assembly